Colletotrichum tamarilloi is the source of this 1569-nucleotide messenger RNA. RefSeq lists its product as uncharacterized. Lineage: Eukaryota; Fungi; Ascomycota; Sordariomycetes; Glomerellales; Glomerellaceae. The transcript has a single exon. The record is from RefSeq and is a predicted model, not a curated record. The coding region runs from base 1 to 1569 and encodes 522 amino acids.
AUGGCUCAAAUCGCAAGUUCACGCAUUUGCGAUGCGCAGGGCGGCUUGGUUUUCUUCAAAUUUCCGAAUGAAUUGCGCAACUUGAUCUACAAAUACUAUCUUCAGCUUGACGGAGGAUACAAGCUUAAUCCGCACGCCAACAAGCUGCGAACCGGCAACGACAAACCUAUCUCUCUCGAUUUGUUGUACACUUGCAAGUGCGCUGCCUUGGAGAUGCGAGGGUUACCCUUUCAGCAUAAUAUUAUUACCUUCUCCGCGUUUUGUCCUCAGUCGCAACAAUAUCGCUUCAAUGCUGGCCACUUCAGCAACAUGACGCAAAUGGUGGAAUGCGACCUGCAACGGGUCUUUAGCGAAUUUCUUGAUUCCAGCUUUCUUCCCGAUCAAGUUGUCAAAGAAGUUUCGAACGCUUUCCCGUCCUUCGCCCCCCUUUUGGACGUGGUGAAGGAAGAACAACUGCGACAUCUCAACUUUCAUCCUCCUUUUGGCCAGACUCCGUCGACGUUUCGCGAUUUCGUCCGCUUCACUCUCAAUACGAUCAAAUCCCAUCGAUGUCUAUUUGACAACCGCAAGUAUGAGGAGUCAAUCAAUAGGCGUCGGGCCUGUCUUGCGGGUGGACAAUGGAACAUGAAGGGAGGUAUCCCGAUGAGCGAACUCUUCGAGCUCAGGCCCCAGAAUUGGACGAUUCCCACCCAGAACAAUGUCGAUGACAUGAGCAUUCUCUCUGGCGGUCUUGAGACUUGCAGCAUAGAAUGCGAGGACCUGUACGAGAAGCGCGAGCCGCCCGUCGAUCUGACCAGGUUUUGUUACUCGGCAGCUGUCGCCGCUAUACACUUUCUUGAUUCGAUGACUCCAUCCUCUCGAGCCGAUAUUCGUUACAUCAAACUUAUAGAAGAUCGACCGUCACUGUCUUACCCGGAAUGCCACGGUUUAGGGUUGAUCCGGUUCUGCCAAGAGAACCCGCUGUUACGCAUCGAGCGUCGCGUCAGUGUAUGGGACUCUAUCCUUCAGGGCGAUCCCAUUAGUAUGGAACCUUGGGAAGAGGAAUUGCCUCUGAGGGAGAAGAAGACAGACGAGAUUUCUUACUCUAUAGCCACCUGGAUGGUAGAGGCCUUGGCUUUACCUGCAGCUGGUAUGCCUCAAGACGCCUUCAAGUUGAUGUUUGUCGGAGACUCGGAGGGCGACUGGGAGUGUGAGCAAAUAUUCAAAAAGGUCGUCUUGCGAGACGCCGCGUGGCAGGAGGCAAGGGAGGAAUGUUUCGAACGAGGUAUUCUGCCACAGCUGUCUUGGGCAGAGAGAAGAGUUGGCGCAUGGGGUUCAUCCUACUCUGAUCAUGAAUUCACGGGUUCGAAUCCCCUCAGUCGUUGUUUCCUAUUCGAAGACUUUCCGCAGGCGGUGCGUAAACUCCUCAACGGAAGCUCGCUUAUCUCCUGCAACUUCAAUCCAGGUGAAGCGUGGAAUCUCGAGAAGAUCAUUGAAAAACGGCGAUCGUGGUCUUUACGCAAGUGGAACCGCAAAUGGUCGCGGGGGAAACAGUCGUACAGAAGAGGCCUCGGCCCUCACGACGCCUGA